CACCUGCGAUAGCAUUACACUCUCACGUUAGCUGGCUCUUUAUUUAGAGCCGUACAUAUCACUCCGACACGUACGAAGCAAUCAUUUUGAACAUUACCUGUUUUCAUAAAAUUCGAAAAUACUAACAGAAAUGUGGAAAUUACUCCUUGUUCUUUCAAUUUCUUGUACUUGUAGUCUGACAAAAGGAGUUAUUGAAGAAAGUUUCGUCAGAACAAGUAGAGCAACAGAUGGCACUACUGUCCAAACAAUGUCUGACGGUAAAGUUAUUGUUACUGCCAUUGUUAACCAAAAGGGAGAGCUAAUAGAUUGUAAUGUUUUGCGAGAAAACGCCACAGCUGCCAAAGAACUUUUCAAAGAGGCCGUCAAUGCUGAACGUAAUGAAAAGACAGAAUUUAAGAUGGUCGAAUUUGACGUUAGAAAAUUAGGUCGAAUAUGUCGCAAGUUUAAACGAGACAUGCUUUUAAAACGGCCUACUGAACUAACAGAAGAAGAUAAAAAGAUUCGGGACAGGAUUUCUUUGGACAAAGCUGUUGAUGGUUUUACCCAUAAAAACCGAUUUUUCAACCAUUUGCCAUGGCCUGUGCCGGGAUGUGAUUGUGUCAAUGUCUUUCAAGAAUGUCUGAAACAAGAGGGGAGCGAAGAAGCUGUCCAUUUUAGCCAGCGGCUAUUAAAGUCCUUGGCCCACUCUUGUGUCCGAUGGGAAGUGAAGGAUGAUUGUAUAGAGUACUCCAAAUGGCUAGACCGCUGCACGCGUUGGGAAAAGCGGAAUACACCAGUGAUAAGCAAAGUUUUUGUACAAUAA
This is a messenger RNA of Limulus polyphemus (Atlantic horseshoe crab), 802 nucleotides long. RefSeq lists its product as uncharacterized. NCBI's taxonomy places the organism in Eukaryota, Metazoa, Arthropoda, Merostomata, Xiphosura, Limulidae. The transcript is spliced from 5 exons. The record is from RefSeq and is a predicted model, not a curated record. Gene Ontology annotation, biological process: phospholipid metabolic process; arachidonate secretion. The coding region runs from base 131 to 802 and encodes 223 amino acids. Gene Ontology annotation, molecular function: A2-type glycerophospholipase activity.